This is a messenger RNA of Rotaria socialis, 1023 nucleotides long. Lineage: Eukaryota; Metazoa; Rotifera; Eurotatoria; Philodinida; Philodinidae. The record is from the annotation of a GenBank genome assembly.
AUGAUGAUGAUGAAAAACAACAGUAAUGGAAAUUCAACAACGUUUACUGUUCACGAUCGUCUUGGUGCAGCUAUUGCUCCAAAUGCAAACGCAUCAUAUCCUAGUACAACGACUUGUUCAAUCAAUUUAUCAACACCAUCUAAUUGCCAAUCAAUAACAACAGUAAAUAAUUCUAAUACAAAUUUAAUGCCAGCUGGAAGUUUAUCAUCAGCUACAGCAGCAUCAUGUAAUAUAACAACAGGAAAUAGUAAUAACAAUUCAACAUCGAAUAGUUCAAAUCAACAUCAAGAUCUAGUCAAUUUAUUUGAAUGUCCUGUUUGUUUCGAUUAUGCUUUACCACCUAUUCUUCAAUGUCAAUCAGGACAUAUUGUUUGCUCACAAUGUCGACAAAAACUUUCGUCGUGUCCAACAUGUCGUGGACCAUUAGGUAACAUUCGAAAUCUGGGUAUGGAAAAAGUAGCUGAUACAAUAGUAUUUCCUUGUAAAUAUCAAACCAAUGGUUGUCUAUCAAAUUUAGUACAUAAAAAUAAAUUAGAACAUGAAGAUUGCUGUGAUUUUCGUCCGUACAUGUGUCCGUGCCCAGGUGCAUCGUGUAAAUGGCAAGGUAGUCUUGAAAAUGUAAUGCAACAUCUAUGGUUAGCACAUAAAUCAAUAACAACAUUACAAGGUGAAGAUAUUGUAUUCUUAGCUACUGAUAUAACUUUACUCGGAGCUGUCGAUUGGGUUAUGAUGCAAUCAUGUUUCGGACAUCAUUUUAUGCUUGUUUUAGAAAAACAAGAACAGCAAUUUUUUGCUAUUGUUCAAUUAAUUGGUAGUCGACAACAAGCAGAAAAAUUUGUUUAUCGUUUAGAAUUAAAUGGUAGCAAACGACGAUUAACAUGGGAAAGUACACCGAAAUCUAUUCAUGAUGGUAUUCAACAAGCUAUACUAUUGAGCGAUUGUCUGGUAUUUGAUGGAGCUACAGCAUUACUAUUUAGUGAAAAUGGUAAUUUAGCUAUUAAUGUUACUGUAUCUAUCGGUUAA